Messenger RNA from Sporisorium graminicola, 1755 nucleotides. RefSeq lists its product as uncharacterized. Bases 1 to 1755 code for a protein of 584 amino acids. Gene Ontology annotation, molecular function: ATP binding; ATP-dependent protein folding chaperone; ATP hydrolysis activity. Lineage: Eukaryota; Fungi; Basidiomycota; Ustilaginomycetes; Ustilaginales; Ustilaginaceae. Gene Ontology annotation, biological process: protein folding. The transcript has a single exon. The record is from RefSeq and is a predicted model, not a curated record. Gene Ontology annotation, cellular component: chaperonin-containing T-complex.
AUGUCGGCAGCAGCACCACCCGCCGCCGCCCCCGUCGCACGGGGCGGGCCUUCGCAAAACGCCUUCAAAAACGCCGAUAAGCCAGACGAGGUCAGGAGAUCCAACUUGUCCGCUGCUAAGGCCGUCAGCGACGCCGUCCGCACCUCUCUGGGACCAAAGGGCAUGGACAAGAUGAUUCAGACCUCGAAUGGCGAGGUGGUCAUCACCAAUGACGGUGCCACCAUCCUCAAACACAUGGCCGUCAUGCACCCAGCCGCCCGCAUGCUCGUCGAGCUCUCGCAAGCGCAGGAUGUCGAGGCCGGUGACGGAACCACCUCGGUCGUUGUUGUUGCAGGCAGCUUGCUUGGAGCGGCUGAGAAGAUGCUGAACAAGGGCAUCCACCCCACCAUUAUUGCGGAAUCCUUCCAAAAGGCCGCUACCAAGGCGGUCGAGUUCCUCACCGACAUCUCCACACCCGUCGAGCUCAACGACCGAGAGUCGCUUCUGCGCGCCGCCAGCACUUCACUCAACUCCAAGAUCGUCUCGCAGUACUCGUCUGUGCUCGCACCUAUUGCCGUGGAUGCCGUCACGCGUCUCGUCAUUCCCGCUGCUUCGUCCGGUGCAGCGGCCAAGUCGAGCGCCUCCGCUAUCACAUCUUCCACUGCCAAUGCCACUGCUGCCACUGCUGCUGCUCCAUCAAGCACCACCACCGUCACUCCAGCCUCGCGCGCUUCGCGUUCCACUGACUCGCAAGACAAUGUCGACCUGCGCGACAUUCGAAUCGUCAAAAAGGUCGGCGGCACCAUCGACGACACCGAGCUUGUAGAGGGUCUCGUUCUGGCACAGAAUGUCAUCUCGGGCAGCGGAGGUCCCACGCGCAUGGAGAAGGCCAAGAUCGCCGUGUGCCAGUUCCAGCUGAGCAGCCCCAAGCCCGACAUGGACAACCAGAUCGUGGUCAACGACUACCGACAGAUGGACAAGAUCCUCAAGGAGGAGCGCCAAUACCUUCUCAACAUGUGCAAGAAGAUCAAAAAGACGGGCUGCAACGUGCUCCUCAUCCAGAAAUCCAUCCUGCGCGACGCCGUCAACGAGCUCGCACUGCACUUCCUCGCCAAGCUCAAGAUCUUGGUCGUCAAGGACGUUGAGCGCGACGAGAUCGAGUUCGUCUCCAAGACGCUAGGUGCCAAGCCCAUCGCCGACAUCGAGGCCUUCACCGAGGACAAGCUUGCCUCGGCGGACCUGGUGGAUGAGGUCCAGCAGAACGGUGCCCGUGUCGUCAAGAUCACCGGCAUCAAGAACAUGGGCAGGACGGUGAGCAUCCUGUGCACAGGCGCCAACUCGCUGGUGCUGGAAGAGAGCGAGCGCAGUCUGCACGAUGCGCUGUGUGUGGUGCGAUGCUUGGUCAAGAAGAAGGCCCUCAUCGCCGGUGGCGGUGCGCCCGAAGUGCACGUCUCGCGCCUGCUCUCGCAAUACUCGCAGACGCUCAAGGGCAUGGAGGCGUACUGCUUCCAGGCAUACGCCGAGGCACUCGAGGUGAUCCCUACCACGCUGGCUGAGAACGCAGGAUUGAACCCGAUCAGCAUCGUCACCGAACUGCGCAACCGUCACGCUCUGGGCGAAAGGACCGCGGGUAUCAACGUGCGCAAGGGCCAGAUCACCAACAUUCUGGAGGAGAAUGUGCUGCAGCCUCUGCUGGUCAACACGAGCGCCAUCGAGCUUGCCACCGAGACGGUGUCCUUGUUGCUCAGGAUCGACGACUAUCACCUUUCGCGUUGA